CAUCACACUGUUCGAUGACUGUUCCUUUGGAGCAGAAGGUCAAAUAUCAUUCAUUUUCAAACCUAAAAUAUUCCAACAACCAAAAACCAGCACUGAAGCAUAUACUAUCAAGUUUCAAGGCUCUCAUCUCUGUUUCUCACUUUCUCUGAAAAACAUUAUCAUCUUCUUCUUUUUUCUCUGAAAACUGAUCGUAAAAGGAAUCAAUCAACCAUGUCGACCCAACAACAGCAAGAUGAUGGUCAUAUAAUUAUGUUUCCAUUCAUGGCGCAAGGUCACCUCACACGAUUUAUAGCGUUAGCAAAGUUCAUCUCUCAAAGAAAACCAAACACUAAAAUCACUUUUGUUACUACUCCUCUCAACUUCAGACGCCUUCAACCAACUCUCCAAACCAACAAUAUUUGUUUAGCUGAGCUUCCAUUCUCAAGUGCUGAUCAUGGGUUACCACCAAAUACUGAAAACUGUGAUUCUUUACCACCUCAUCUGAUCGCAACGCUAUUGUACGCAUCGAAAGCUCUAAAACCUUCUUUCGACAAUCUUAUAGACGAGAUCAUAAGAGCUGAAAAACGUGUCCCUAGUUGUAUUAUCUUUGAUUUUUUCUUUGGUUGGGCUACAGAGACUGCUAAUCGUGUCGGCACGCCUAGUUUUGUAUUCACUCCUGGUGGGUAUGGAACGGCUAUGAUGUUCUCAAUGUGGUUACAUUCCCCGCAUCGUAAAAACGGAGACGAUUCUAAGGAACUUAUUGAAGAAUUUCACGUACCUAAAUUCCCUGAUGCGUGUCGACUACAUAUAUCUCAACUUCCUUCCCGUCUAAGAGAUUCAAAUCAAGAAUUCACUACAUAUGCUGAAUUUUACCGGAUGCAUAUUUCUUUUUCACAGAAAUCGGAUGGGAUGUUGUGUAAUUCUGUUGAAGAAAUAGAAGUUGUUGGUUUGGAAGCUCUUAGAAAUCUUAUGGAGCCAAAACCAGUUUGGCCGAUUGGUCCAUUACUUCCUUCAUUUUUGCUGCAGGGUAAUCAGAAUAAGAACAAUGGAUGUGUUGCUUCACAGUCAAGGACAGGGAAAGAAUUUGGAAUUUCUCCAGAGAGUUGUAUUGAGUGGUUGAAUCAUCAAAAACCAUCUUCAGUUCUAUUCAUUUCAUUUGGUUCUCAAAAUACAAUUAGUGCUCCAAAAAUGAUGGAAUUAGCUCUGGGUUUGGAGAAGAGUGGAAAGUGUUUCAUAUGGGUGUUAAGACCACCAAGUGGAUUCGAGAAUACAACUGAAUUCAAAUCGGAAUGGUUACCGGAAGGAUUUGUUGAAAGGAUGAGUCAAACUAAAAAAGGGUUGUUAAUCAAAACAUGGGCACCUCAGCUGGAGAUACUGUGUCAUAGAUCAACAGGGGCAUUUCUUAGUCACUGUGGGUGGAAUUCAGUGUUAGAGAGUUUGAGUCAAGGGGUACCCAUAAUUGGAUGGCCAUUAUACGCAGAGCAACCUUAUAAUUCAAAGAUGUUACAAGAAGAGAUGGGGGUGUCUGUGCAACUGGCUAUAGGAAAUGAAGGUGAAUUAUAUAGUGAGGAUGUGAAAAAUGUAGUUAAGUAUGUAAUGGAUAGUAGUCAAGGAGAAGAAAUGAGGAAUAAGGCGACUGGGAUUGCUGAGAAAAUUAGAGCUGCCAUGAGUGAAGAUAUUGAUGAAGCUGGUAGUCAUCAGAAAGGCUCUACUAUUAAAUCAAUUGAUGAUUUUCUUGCAAACGUGACUUCUAAAAAGUUGUCAUAUGAGUCGGUUCUUUAAUCGAAUGCUUUUCUUAUGAAGUAUCUGUUGAUAUAAAAUACUAGCAAUCGCGCUAUGGGCAUGUUUACAUUUUGGUAACGCAUCGUGUGCUUGUUGUAUUCGGUUCCUUACUGGUCUGAGUACAUGUUUAUGUUAAUAAGGUUUACUCAAUUGCUUGAUAUAGGAAUGUGCUAUCUUUAUGGUCUUGUUUGUAAUGCAAUUCUGGUAGCUAGAUCAUUAUCUUUUUUAAUGAAAUAAAGUUGUCUUUAGUUCCA
This is a messenger RNA of Papaver somniferum (opium poppy), 2015 nucleotides long. RefSeq names its product UDP-glycosyltransferase 92A1-like. The transcript has a single exon. The record is from RefSeq and is a predicted model, not a curated record. NCBI's taxonomy places the organism in Eukaryota, Viridiplantae, Streptophyta, Magnoliopsida, Ranunculales, Papaveraceae. The coding region runs from base 211 to 1761 and encodes 516 amino acids. Gene Ontology annotation, molecular function: UDP-glycosyltransferase activity.